Messenger RNA from Clonostachys rhizophaga, 837 nucleotides. NCBI's taxonomy places the organism in Eukaryota, Fungi, Ascomycota, Sordariomycetes, Hypocreales, Bionectriaceae. The record is from the annotation of a GenBank genome assembly.
AUGGCCUCCCUUUCCUCGAUCGCCGGCACAGAUGCGAUAGCCUCUGGCACUGAAGUCGACGUUGUCGUCGUAGGUGGCGGAUUCUCAGGCCUCAAGUCGGCCUAUGAUCUGCAGCAGUCCGGCCUGAGCACCGUCGUCCUCGAAGCCAAGGAGGUGAUUGGCGGCAGGUCUCGAUCAAUAAAGCGACAGAGCGGCGAUGGCAUCAUUGAACUUGGUGCCACUUGGAUCAAUAACACCACUCAGCCGAGAGUCACAGCCCUCGUUGACAAGUUUGGAUUGGACACCGCGGUGCAAUACACUGCAGGUGACUCGGUCUUUCAAGGACCCGACGGUGAAGCCAGGAGGAUUCCUCCCGGUAGUCCGAAUGCCGGUAACGAAGAGGAUGCGGCGGUAGAAAUCAGUCUCCUUGGCAAAGUUACCGAGGCAGCCGAGGCGGUCAAUAUCACGUACUGGAAAGACUAUCCCGAAGACCAGGACCUUACAGUUGAUGAGUGGGUUGUCAAACAUGGCUAUGGGGACUCUUCGCACGCCCGCGGCCUCGCAGGUCACCUGGCAAGAGCUCUCGUGGGACGGGAGCCUCAUGAAACCGGCAUUCAUUACCUGCUAGACUACAUUAAAUCAGGCCUCGGAUUGGAGAGCUUGAACAGUGAGGACGAAGGCGGAGCUCAGUAUCUCAAGAUCAAACCGCCGUCUGAAACGUGUCGAGACAUAAUCCGAUAUUGCCGCGGUUGGCGCGUGCGUGGCCCAGCACCAGUUCUCGUAGGCCAGUCCGUAGCCUCGCUCCGCAAGAAGGUCAGCCAGCUCAGCCAGAUCUCCGGCAAGUUGGUCGACAUCUGA